Molecule: messenger RNA, 1423 nt
Organism: Rhizophagus irregularis DAOM 181602=DAOM 197198
Lineage: Eukaryota; Fungi; Glomeromycota; Glomeromycetes; Glomerales; Glomeraceae
Biological process (GO): regulation of mitotic cell cycle; chromosome segregation
Cellular component (GO): cytoplasm; nucleus
Molecular function (GO): protein serine/threonine phosphatase activity
Source: RefSeq, a predicted model, not a curated record
GCUCCCUGUCUCGCUACCUAUUUCCCAGUCACAAAUAUUAGUGAACCCUUGCCGUUAACUCGUGUUGCAGUUUCCAUCGACUACUCUCAUCUGGACAGUUUAACUUAAAUAAUAGUUGUUUAAACAAACCAUCAAAACUCUUUGCUAACGUGUUUUUCACUCGAUCUUUAUAUUUUUGGUUUUCAGUGCCUCUAAUUAUUUGUGCCGCUGUGUCAAGACGCCGUAAACACAAACUCCUUCUUUAUUAAAGCUUUCAUAACUCUUGCAAAAUCUUAAUACGAGAGUGAAGGGAAUAUGAGUGAUCCUGCCGAAAUAGACAUAGACUCCGUCAUUGACAGACUUCUGGAAGUAAGAGGGUGUCGACCUGGUAAACAAGUGCAGCUUGCAGAGUUUGAAAUUAAAUAUCUUUGUACAAAAGCGAGAGAAAUCUUUAUUUCUCAACCUAUACUUCUCGAACUUGAAGCCCCAAUAAAAAUUUGCGGCGAUAUACAUGGUCAAUAUUAUGAUCUUUUAAGAUUAUUUGAGUAUGGUGGGUUCCCUCCAGAAGCCAAUUAUCUUUUUCUUGGUGACUAUGUUGAUAGAGGAAAGCAAUCGUUAGAAACCAUUUGUCUUUUGUUGGCUUAUAAGAUAAAAUAUCCGGAAAAUUUUUUCAUUCUGCGUGGUAACCAUGAAUGUGCAAGCAUUAAUCGUAUUUAUGGUUUUUAUGAUGAAUGCAAGCGAAGAUACAAUAUCAAGUUGUGGAAAACUUUUACGGAUUGCUUUAAUUGUUUGCCAAUUGCUGCAAUCAUUGACGAAAAGAUUUUCACUAUGCAUGGUGGUUUAUCACCCGAUCUUCAAAGUAUGGAACAAAUUAGAAGAGUUAUGCGACCCACAGAUGUGCCUGACACUGGCCUAUUGUGCGAUUUAUUGUGGUCUGAUCCCGAUAAAGAUAUUACUGGCUGGAGCGAAAAUGAUCGUGGUGUGUCUUUUACAUUCGGCCCGGACGUUGUUAGUCGGUUCUUACAGAAGCACGAUAUGGAUUUGAUAUGUAGAGCACAUCAAGUGGUGGAAGAUGGUUACGAAUUCUUUGCCAAGCGGCAGCUAGUUACAUUGUUCUCGGCGCCAAACUACUGUGGCGAAUUUGAUAACGCUGGUGCAAUGAUGAGUGUAGACGAGACUCUUAUGUGCUCGUUUCAGAUCCUCAAACCAGCUGAAAAGAAACAGAAGUAUACUUAUGGCGGAAUGCAGGCAGGACGACCAGUAACCCCGCCACGCAAUAAGAAGAAGAAGGAAAUGGCCAAAGUUCCAUAAUUACAUACUGACAAUUAUCCAUAAUUUUUUAUUAACAUUCAUAUUUUUACUAUUUGAAUCUGAUAACAAUUUUUUUUCAUGGAAUUCCAAAUAUAUAUUUUUUUCUUCAAAUUUUCACCUUUCAUAUAUAUAU